AUCAGCCGCCAAUCAAGUACCAAAGUCAAUGGUACAGUGACAUCAAAUCAGACAUCCGAAGAUCGUUCGUCCCAAAGGGUCUGGCUCAGCGACCUCGUUUUGUACCGUCAGCCCUGGGGAUAUGCAUAGCCACAUCUGACAUUCGAGACACUCCUGAAGAUAAGAAUGUUGGAGAACCACUGCUCGCACUGGCUUUAAAUAUCCACUAUGCAUCCGAGCCCGACAGAUCAUGAAAGACCGUUCAAGAGAGUUAAGCUUUAUACCGCUGAGACAUCCCCCGAGUCCACUCAGUACAUGGACCACAAGUAUCUGAAAGUACCUUCAUAUGAACACAGCAACCCAGCGCACCCCCGAGUUCAGUACCCUGUCCACCGGCUCUGAACCCCCAACGAUGACGGCGAGAACCACGAUGCACAGCGCCAUGCUACUCAUGCCUGGCGGCUCUUCAACCCACAGUACGAUGUCGUCAGAGAUGCAGCCGUACCCUUUCCCGGCUGCAGCCUUUCCACAGGCCCCCCUGUCAGAUGUCCGUGGUCUGCCUGGCAGCGUGCCCUACGCCUUCAACCAGAUCCCCAUCCACCAGAGAGACCCCGACAUCGGGGGCCUCUAUUUCCAGGAUCACGAUCACUACACGCCCUCCUAUCCUCGCCAGACUGUUCCACCGCAGUCCUUUGGACCCGAUAUGGAACCCGUUUCCCAUAACCUCCCAACCACAACCGAUACCCUGUAUCCCGUCCCCCAAGACGGAUGGCUGGCCGUACCCGUGCCAGGCUCAUCCCCCAACAGUAGCGACUACCAAUUUCCCACAUCAUCCCAAUCCUCCUUUUCCCAAUCCCAACUCACCCCCAUCACCUCCGCCUCCCUCUCCUCCACGACCACCGACCUCGACUUCGAGCUCGAUCUUGAUCUCGACCUCGACGACAUCAACCUCCAAUCCCUCUCCGACACCUCCGCCCGCACCCAGACCCGAGACCUCACCAACUACGGCAUCCAAAAUCCCGACGGCACCUGGCGUUGUGCCUACCCGGGCUGCUCCUCACACGCCGUGUUCCGUCGCGGCUGUGACCUCCGGAAACACUACAACCGACACCGCAAGCAUCUCUUCUGUCGAUACGAGGGAUGUCCCCAGGCCAUGCGGGGCGGCUUCUCCAGCAAGAAAGACCGAGACCGACACGAGGCAAAACAUAACCCGGAGAUCCCGUGUGAGUGGGACGGCUGCCAGCGGGUAUUUAGUCGGGUAGAUAAUAUGAAAGAUCAUGUGAGAAGGAUUCAUAAGAGGAGGGAGUCUUAGCUCCUUCUCUCUUCGCCUUCUUCCCUCCUUCCCUCCUAUCUCCCUUGUCCCUCUCACCUCCCUCUCUAUACCUUACCCCCCCCAUUACCAUCUACCUUUAUCAUCUAUCCUCUUUAUUAUCACAUUGGAUUACUACCCUUUGUAUUGUUCCGCUUUCUCACAUCUGCUCUUCUUCAUCUUCACUUCACCUUCAUCUUCUCUCUUCUUUCUCCUCUUUUACUUUCUUCUCUGCUUCAUAAAGCGAAGAUCGGAAUACAGGACCGGACCGGACCGGCACGGAUCAGG
Aspergillus ibericus CBS 121593 is the source of this 1576-nucleotide messenger RNA. Its product is annotated as putative C2H2 transcription factor. Gene Ontology annotation, biological process: regulation of transcription by RNA polymerase II. The coding region runs from base 326 to 1291 and encodes 321 amino acids. Lineage: Eukaryota; Fungi; Ascomycota; Eurotiomycetes; Eurotiales; Aspergillaceae. Gene Ontology annotation, cellular component: nucleus. The transcript has 2 exons. The record is from RefSeq and is a predicted model, not a curated record. Gene Ontology annotation, molecular function: RNA polymerase II cis-regulatory region sequence-specific DNA binding; DNA-binding transcription factor activity, RNA polymerase II-specific.